ACUUGCAAAAAGUUAUAGAACUUCGGCUAUACCUUAAAUGGAGUCCCAAAAUCGGCUAUUUGUGCACUUGCCUAAGCAACCUAGUCCAAAUUAGGAGCCCACUUCAAAUCCCCGGGUAUUUCCUCUUUGGCCAUCCGAAUUAGAAACUCCGAUCUCUCUCUCCGGCGAAACCGAUUUGUAGGAAAUGUCAUUCUUAAAGGAUAUUCUCAUUGGUUCUGAAGCUCAUUUUGUGGUGCUAAUUGUACAGAGCUCAUCAAAAUUUUCAGGUGUGGAGUUAAAAUUUGCAACAUAUGGUUUCAUGCGUACUAGCCUUUGGUGACUCAGAUUGAAAUAAUUUUUGUAUUUCGACGAGAGGUUUGUUUGACUUAUUGGUGUGAAAUGGCAGAACUUUUUGGAUAUACAGCAUGCAGACAAUUAUCGCAAAUGUUCAUUUCAAUAAUAUUCUUCCAUGUUUCCGAGUACAUUCUGGCACUUUUCAUUCAUGGGAAGUCAAACGUAACUCUUAAGUCGCUUUUGAUAAGCAAACAUUAUCUACUGGCAAUGAUAUGCUCCUUGAUAGAGUACCUCAUUGAACUCUAUUUCUUUCCUGGCUUAAAGGAAUAUUGGUGGAUAAGUAAUUUCGGCCUUGCAUUGGUUGUUCUUGGAGAAAUCAUAAGGAAGCUGGCAAUUGUGACCGCAGGCGUAGCCUUCACUCAUCUAAUAAAGGUUUAUCACGAGGAAAGUCAUCAGUUGGUUACACAUGGGAUCUAUAGAUAUGUCCGGCACCCUGGUUAUAAUGGUUUCUUCAUCUGGUCUAUUGGUACUCAAAUAAUGCUUUGUAAUCCAAUAUCAACCAUUGCAUUUGCAGUUGUUGUGUGGAAAUUCUUCUCGGGGAGGAUACCUUAUGAGGAAUUUUUCCUAAAGCAGUUUUUUGGUUCUGACUAUGAGGAUUAUAUGAGAAAAGUCCCUUCUGGUAUUCCAUUUGUGAGGUGAUUAUUCAACAAAUCCUCUUGAGGCCACUAUAUAUAUACCCAGUAUCCUUGUUUAUUGUGGUUUCCUCAUCUGAUCGUCCGUGCUCAGAUAGUCUUCUGAAUUCUAUACCAACUGCAGCAUCUUAGGAUGUAGUCUAGGAAUUUUAUUCUUAGACACUCUUACGAUUCUCUGAGAUACCACUUCCGAAGUGAUGCUUAUGUUAACCUCUGUGGAGUGUUUUUGUCUUAUUUGUAUCAUCAUGUUUUCAUAGUAUCAUGUUAUUGUUAGGUAGCUAGGUGUUCCUAACCUUUGCUCAAUAUGUUGUUCUUGGUCUUUGAUAAUUGAUAGCCGAGGGUCUAUCGGAAACAGCCUCUCUACUCCUCCGGAGUAGGGGUUACGUCUUCGUACACACUAUCCUCCCCAGACCCCACUUGUGGGAUUCCACUAGGUUGUUGUUGUUGUUGUUGCUCUUUGAUAAUUGAUAGGAGGCUUAUAGAGAAGUUAUGAUCCAACGCAUGAGGUAACUUUGCUAGUUCUUUUGACGAGCUGUAAGUUAUCUAUAUUAUGUAGUUGUCAUGGCUGAUGGGUGCAGCUUUUUAUCAUAUUGUUAAGGAGAAAGGUGUUGUAACAUUUUCUCUGAUUUGACAAAUUCACCUCAUCUCAAUUGUGGUUGGUUUC
This is a messenger RNA of Nicotiana attenuata, 1629 nucleotides long. RefSeq names its product protein-S-isoprenylcysteine O-methyltransferase B-like. The record is from RefSeq and is a predicted model, not a curated record. Bases 379 to 972 code for a protein of 197 amino acids. Gene Ontology annotation, cellular component: membrane; endoplasmic reticulum. Gene Ontology annotation, molecular function: protein C-terminal S-isoprenylcysteine carboxyl O-methyltransferase activity. NCBI's taxonomy places the organism in Eukaryota, Viridiplantae, Streptophyta, Magnoliopsida, Solanales, Solanaceae. The transcript has 2 exons. Gene Ontology annotation, biological process: C-terminal protein methylation.